ACAUGGCGGCCGCGGCCGGGCUGGUAACGGAGAAAGUUUCCAACGACACUGGUCUGUGCUAGUGGGGCCGGCCUCGGGCCCUCGAGCGCUCGAGCCCCCUGGCGUGCCACCUCCUCGCUCCGAGUAGCAGGCUCAGCCCCAAAGGCCUUCCUUUUACUGUGUUGUUCCCAGAGCCGACUCCGAGGGUUGAGAGAGCUUUGGUGGUGACGGCCGAGUCAGAUCGCUAUAAACAAAAAUUCCACCAGACAAAAUGUUGAAAUAGAAGUUACAGAUACAUUGGAUUUGCUGGAUGAAACACAAGCGGUUAAUUUUUGUCGAGUGGGAAGAAAGCCCAAAUUGCCAGAGUACAUGUGUAAAUCACUGCGUUAUUGCUUUAGUCAUUGUCUCUACUUAGCAAUGACGAGACUGGAAGAAGUAAACAGAGAAGUGAACAUGCAUUCUUCAGUGCGUUAUCUUGGCUAUUUAGCCAGGUUCAAUUUACUGGUUGCUAUAUGCUUAGGUCUUUAUGUAAGAUGGGAAAAAACAGCAAAUUCCUUAAUUUUGGUAAUUUUUAUUCUUGGUCUUUUUGUUCUUGGAAUCGCCAGCAUACUCUAUUAUUAUUUUUCAAUGGAAGCGGCAAGUUUAAGUCUCUCCAAUCUUUGGUUUGGAUUCUUGCUUGGCCUCCUAUGUUUUCUUGAUAAUUCCUCCUUUAAAAAUGAUGUGAAAGAGGAAUCAACCAAAUAUUUGCUUCUAACUUCCAUAGUGUUAAGGAUAUUAUGCGCUUUGGUGGAGAGAAUUUCUGGUUACGUCUGUCAUCGACCCACUUUAUUAACCACAGUUGAAUUUCUGGAACUUGUUGGAUUUGCCAUUGCCAGCACAACUAUGUUGGUGGAGAAGUCUCUGAGUGUCAUUUUACUUGUUGUAGCUUUGGCCAUGCUGAUUAUUGACUUGAGAAUGAAGUCUUUCCUAGCUAUUCUAAACUUAGUUAUUUUUGCAGUCUUGUUAUUUUUCUCCUCAUUGGAAACUCCAAAAAAUCCAGUUGCUUUUGCAUGUUUUUUUAUUUGCCUGAUAACUGAUCCUUUCCUUGACAUUUAUUUUAGUGGACUUUCAGUGACUGAAAGGUGGAAACCCUUUUUGUACCGUGGAAGAAUUUGCAGAAGAUUUUCAGUUGUUUUCACUGGAAUGAUAGAGCUUACAUUUUUUAUUCUUUCAGCAUUUAAACUUAGAGAUACUCAUCUCUGGUAUUUUGUAAUACCAGGCUUUUCCAUUUUUGGAAUUUUCUGGAUGAUUUGCCAUAUUAUUUUUCUUUUAACUCUUUGGGGAUUCCAUACCAAAUUAAACGACUGCCAUAAAGUAUAUUUUACACACAGGGUAGAUAACAAUAGCCUUGAUAGAAUCAUGGCAUCCAAAGGAAUGCGUCAUUUUUGCUUAAUUUCAGAACAGUUAGUUUUUUUUAGUCUUCUUGCAACAGCAAUUUUGGGAGCAGUAUCCUGGCAGCCAACAAAUGGAAUCUUCUUGAGCAUGUUUCUCAUUGUUUUGCCAUUGGAAUCUAUGGCUCAUGGGCUCUUCCAUGAAUUGGGUAAUUGUUUAGGAGGAACAUCUGUUGGAUAUGCUAUUGUGAUUCCCACCAACUUUUGCAGUCCUGAUGGUCAGCCGACACUUCUUCCGCCAGAACAUGUACAAGAGUUAAAUUUGAGGUCUACGGGCAUGCUCAAUGCUAUCCAAAGAUUUUUUGCAUAUCAUAUGAUUGAGACCUAUGGAUGUGACUACUCCACAAGUGGACUGUCUUUUGAUACUCUACAUUCCAAACUGAAAGCUUUCCUUGAACUUCGGACUGUGGACGGACCUAGACACGAUACAUAUGUUUUGUAUUACAGUGGGCACACGCAUGGUACAGGAGAGUGGGCUCUUGCAGGUGGAGACAUACUACGCCUUGACACACUUCUAGAGUGGUGGAGAGAAAAGAAUGGUUCCUUCUGUUCCCGACUUAUUAUUGUAUUAGAUAGUGAGAAUUCAACCCCUUGGGUGAAAGAAGUGAGAAAAAUCAGUGACCAGUAUAUUGCAGUACAAGGAGCAGAAAUGACAAAGACAGUAGACAUCGAAGAAGCUGACCCACCUCAGCUGGGGGACUUUACGAAAGACUGGGUAGAAUAUAACUGCAACUCCACUAAUAACAUCUGCUGGACUGAAAAGGGACGCACCGUGAAAGCAGUAUAUGGUGUGUCAAAACGGUGGAGUGAUUACACUCUGCACUUGCCAACGGGAAGCGACGUGGCCAAGCACUGGAUGUUACACUUUCCUCGUAUUACAUAUCCACUAGUGCAUUUGGCAAAUUGGUUGUGUGGUCUGAACCUUUUUUGGAUCUGCAAAACUUGUUUUAGGUGCUUGAAAAGAUUAAAAAUGAGUUGGUUUCUUCCUACUGUGCUGGACACAGGACAAGGCUUCAAACUUGUCAAAUCUUAAUUUGGAACCCAAAGUGGAAUAUUAUUGAGAGUUCAUACUACUAGUUAUCACUAACUUGCCAUUUUUUGUAUAUUUUUAUUUGUGAAAAGUUAUCUUGCUACUUCUGUAGCUGCUCUCUUUGUCUUUUUUCAAGUAAUUAUGGUAUAUGUAAGGUGUUGGGAAUCAGCAUUAUUUUAUACUAAAAGUAUGUAGGGAGUCAUAAAUUCUGACUCUGUAAAUGCAUAAGAGAUGUUAAAAAUAACAAUGCACUUUGAGGAAUGUUUGCAUAUGCCUCUGAUUAGGAAGAAAACAUUUGUCUAUGCUCUGCAGUGGCCAAUGAAGAAUUACUAAUGCCUUAUUUUCUAGGCAUAGAUUAGAGAAUGUAGACCAGACAAUUUGUUUACUAUUACAAGAAGACUACCAGUUUGCUUACAGGAGAUUAUUUUUUGUGAACAGUAGGUUUGAGUCCAAGACCAUUUGAAGAAUUACAAACUCUUUCUUAGAAAAAGGAAGAAGUCUGCUUGAAAUGAAUGCAAAAUUUCCUUUUAGUCCAUCACAUUCAAAUGUCUUGGUUGUGACCUGUUACCAGUAUAGGAGAGAAGCCCAAAUCACUGUUUAGAUCAAAACAUUCUUCAUGUAGGUAACUAUAAGAGGCUAGUGCCUACAAAUUACUUCUUCAUGCAUUGUUGGGAGUCUCUGAAAGCACUGGCGAUUUUAAGAGUCUUUCUCAGGGUAACUUAAUGUUUUCUUAAUGAACAAUGUUUUCAGCUAAAAAGUCCUUCCAAGUAUAUUAUCUGCCCUUUCAAAAAGUAAUCUUAUAAAAGAACUUUAGCAAUUUCUCAAUUGAUUUAGGCUAUUUUCAGUAUUCAGAAAUGAUUUUGAUCUCUGUAGAAUUAAUUGUCUGCUUGAAAAUUAUUCUUCAAAUCCCUUUUAGUGGCAACAUUUUUUUCUAUUGAAGGUCAAAGGAUUGGAAACUGGUUCUUGUAUCCAUGUAACGUGUUAUGUGAAAAAGUAUUCAUGUUGGCAAUUUUAGUUAAGCAUUAUGGUGUGGGUGUAAUUUUUAAAACUUAAUUCAGUGUCUCGUCUGAUUAAAGCAGGCACUGAUCAGUGUAUCUCCUAAGAGGUAGUUUACCUCCUAUUCCCUUCCAAUAAUCCUUACAUUCUAAAUUUUCAUCUGUGAGAAAUAACAAGAGGGAAUAGAUUUAAAUUGAGGGAUAAUCUAAUCUUUGUUGUUUAAAUGGUGUGACUUCUCACAUUGAAGCCAUUUUUCCGGCCUCAGAGAGGACGUAAUGCCUCUACCAUUUUCUACCUGGUGACUUGAAAAUUGAAGUUUUAGUUAGGAAGAAGUCACUUAGCGUCAGGGAACUUGUAUACCACUAUCUAUGCAGCGUUGUUAUAGUCUGAUUAUUUCUGUGUUUUGAAUAUGAUUUUCCUAAUGCUUUGAAUAAAAUUUUGUUAAAAAUUCA
Equus quagga is the source of this 3887-nucleotide messenger RNA. It is a transcript of the gene TMEM168, whose product is annotated as transmembrane protein 168. The record is from RefSeq and is a predicted model, not a curated record. Lineage: Eukaryota; Metazoa; Chordata; Mammalia; Perissodactyla; Equidae. The transcript has 5 exons. Bases 349 to 2442 code for a protein of 697 amino acids.